Molecule: messenger RNA, 943 nt
Organism: Prunus avium (sweet cherry)
Lineage: Eukaryota; Viridiplantae; Streptophyta; Magnoliopsida; Rosales; Rosaceae
Product: transcription elongation factor
Source: RefSeq, a predicted model, not a curated record
UCUCAUACAAAACCACUAGUCAUAAUAUAUCUUGAGUAUCAUCUCAUAUAUCUUUCUUAAUCGAGCAAGAAAAUCAUGAAGAACAAGGCUUCUGCUUUCUUGAAACAGAUAAUGAGCGUGUUGAGCUCCAUAGCCAAAGCCAAGUCCUUGGCCAUCAAGAGCAAAACCAGCGCGGUGAAAGCCCGCCUCAUAAUGUUCUCUUUGGUGAAGAACAAGAAGGUUUUGAUGGACACGGUGUCUCACAAGAUCCACAGCCUCCUCGGCCACGACCACCGCGACAAACAAAGCGACGAAGAGGACGACGAGGGAUCAGACCGAAGCAAGGCCCUCGUUCUCUACAACACCAUCACCAACAAGUACUCGCGUUCGGUUGGUGCUUGUUCGAGCUACAAUGCCAUGGCCGAGGAGGACGAGGACGAAGACAAUAAGUACCCGGAUCUGAGGCACUCGAUGUUCGACGAGGACGAGAACUUUGACGACGUGAAGGAUGGCGGGUCGGUGAUUGAUAUCGUGAGGAAUUCCAAGGAGGAAGGGGAGGAUUUCAAGCUGGAAGAUGAGAUUGAUCAGGUUGCGGAUUUGUUCAUUAACAGGUUUCAUAAACAGAUACGCUUGCAAAAGCUUCUCUCCUUCAAGAGAUAUCAAGAAAUGCUAGAGAGAAGCCACUAAUUAACUUUUAAGUGGAUUUGUUUACAUUAAUUAAUUACAUUAGGGAAGGGAUCGAUGGAUCCAAUCAAACCCCCUAUAUAAAUAGGUAUGUAUGUGGUGUGUUUUGUUGCCUCAUGCAUCCAUUAUUGGCCCGGCUUUUUCAGAGAAUAUUGAGCAUGGCUGAAAAGAACUUUAGGGCUUUUGUAAUUUUUACAUGCAUAAAUGGCUGUAAAGCUAUUUGUAAUGUAUACUUUUGAAAUGGAAUAAAAUGUUGGAGUGACCUUCCAAGUUCCAAUCA